UAGCCGGCAGCCAAUCGGCGCGACUGGCCGAUGCGGCAGACGUGACACGGCCUUUAUCUACGUCACGCGAUCACGUGAUCGCGCGGAGGAGAAGUGCUAACGGAAAAUCAGCGGUUUACGUUUACGGUGGGACAAAUCUGCUUCGGAUUAGAGAAGAUGCGAUGUCCCGAUGUUCAGAUGUGAUCAGAUCCGGAAAUGUACCGGAAGUGAAAGCAGCAGCCAUCGAUCAUUCAAUGCAAAACUGUAGAGCAAUUAAUUCAAUGACGAACGAAUAAUAUAUAUAUUGUAGGAUGAGAGAGUACUUCUGAUGCAUAUACGCAAUAGCUGUACAUUUGCGACGUUUCUCAGCUAAUACAUCCUCGAAGGUUUAUGUCAUUUUGCAAUGUCGAAGAUGAGGAUUCCAUCGAUGAACCUAUCGUUUUCCGUGUCCCUGCUAUAUACAGCGAUAAAGUCAAGAUACAUGAUUGGCAGGUGAAGACUUUGUCCGAGCCUAGAGACAAUACGGAUAUAUUUCCACCGAAGGGAAAUCUGCACAAAUCCUCAUAUCGAAGACUCGGUCCGGAGGACGAGGGCACCGGGAUUUCGGAGACACGCGCCAUGUUGUCGCAAAUUGAGAUGAAAGACGAGUACAAACCGAUUACUUAUCCACGACGAAGUUUACUCACCAUGCAAUCGUUGGCUUGUGCAGAAAAGGAUUACGAGGAAAAGGAAUUAAAAUUAACUGACAUUUUGCUGGAUCCGAUGGCGAUUUGUCAGCUGGACUAUCGCACCAGUACAAGCAGAGAUUAUCGCUCGCCUUAUCCUCCAAAACCGAAACCACCACCGUCGCCACCGCCACCGGAACCGUGGCUGUUAAAUCGACGCACCAUCGGCUACAGUCCUCAAGAUCUGGAGAAUCGUUGCGGGUACCACAUGUUUCUGGACGACGACAUGGAUCUUCAUCAGAGAAUAGCAGAGUUGAAAAUGAGAAGGGACCUUCCACGGCUCUUUCUCGUCUUCAUUUGCGAUUUAAAAAUGACAGAAGAUAAAGAGACCACGGGGCAGAAAGGUCUGUCCGAAUGGUGGAGCGAAGAAACAGAAUAUGUGCUCCAGAAGAUCGAGAGAUGGGCGACCUUUGUACGUGGUUACAAUCGUCUUCGAUCUCAAAGGUGGUCCAGGGAAGCUUCUUCGGACGAAGCCACGCAAUUCUACAGACUCAAGCGGUCCAAAUGGAAAUCGCGUCCUGAGGAGACCAAGAUUAAUUGCUGCGGCACGUUCAACUAUCAAUCGAACAGCAAGCUGGAGAACAAUUGUCUGGAAACUUAUAGCUACGACCACAGUAUCUAUUUCAAGACUAUCGGUGACAUCAGGAGCGACAAGAGAGACAUCAUCAGGGAUGUAGAUCAGGAUAGAGUGUCUAUUAGCAGCGAGGAGUUAGUAGAAUGGGAUGCCAGCUCGCUCGUCGAUCAGAUUGCUGACAAACCGAUCUCUGAAAAGAAUAACAAUCCGGAUGUUUCGGACGCCGUUGCUCAAGAGACUCGAGCGGUGCAAAACGCCUGGCCGAUCGUAGAUCUGUCGAAACUGGAUCUGAAUUUGAUGGGCAAUCAAACGAGAGACGAACGACUUCCGGUUGAUCGAGAUAAUUAUGGAAGAGAUGAACAGGAAAACAAUAAUAGACCGACGGAGGAAGAAGGGAAUAAGGGUGAUCGAGAGAAUAAGUCGAGAAAUGGCGAGACGAUGAGAAACUUUCCGUCUUUUCGGAAAACCAGACAAUCGUCUACGCGAAGAUCGUUAAUUGUCGAUGAAAAUAAUAUCGUUCGGCCGAAUGUUUUUCUGAAUUACAACAACAACUUUGAUGUCGGUAUAUCUCUGCAAGAUUAAAAUAAAACAUUGAAAAAUGUAUACGUUAUUAAUUCUAUAUGCUAUUAUGUACUAAAAUUUAUAAAUAUUUUGAUCAAGGAAUCCUCGAAUUGUAUGAAAUAAUUUUGGCAAUUUAA
This is a messenger RNA of Nylanderia fulva, 1976 nucleotides long. The record is from RefSeq and is a predicted model, not a curated record. Lineage: Eukaryota; Metazoa; Arthropoda; Insecta; Hymenoptera; Formicidae.